Messenger RNA from Salvia miltiorrhiza (redroot sage), 501 nucleotides. Its product is annotated as pentatricopeptide repeat-containing protein At1g61870, mitochondrial-like. Lineage: Eukaryota; Viridiplantae; Streptophyta; Magnoliopsida; Lamiales; Lamiaceae. Gene Ontology annotation, molecular function: protein binding. The transcript has a single exon. Bases 1 to 501 code for a protein of 166 amino acids. The record is from RefSeq and is a predicted model, not a curated record.
AUGGCGUUACGCAGCAAGUUCCGAUCACUGACCCUCCGGCGCUUCUCCACCUCAAUCCUGAGCCCGGACUCCAAAACCCCGCUCACCAGCAAAGAGAAAUCGUGUGCCGCCCUCUCCCUCCUCCGCUUCGAGAGCAACCCGGAGCGCGUCCUCGACAUCUGCCGCGCCGCCGCCCUCACCCCCAACACGCACCUCGACCGCGUCGCCUACUCGCAGGCCAUCACCAAGCUCAAGAAGUCCCAUUACUACGAGGGAAUCCGCUCCUUCAUCACCGACUCCCUCGCCCGCCCCGAUCUCAAAUCGGAGCGCUCCGUCUCGCACUUCAUCGUCCUCUAUGGCCAGGCCGGCCUCGUCAAGGACGCAGUCAAGCUGUUCGAAGUAAUGCGCCAAUACGGCGUCACGCAAAACGUCAAAUCCCUGAACGCGCUGCUGAUCUCCUGCAUCAUGGCCCGGGAGUACGGGGAGAUGAAGCGGACAUACAUAGUAGGAGAGAGAGAUUAA